Messenger RNA from Spodoptera littoralis (African cotton leafworm), 546 nucleotides. NCBI's taxonomy places the organism in Eukaryota, Metazoa, Arthropoda, Insecta, Lepidoptera, Noctuidae. The record is from the annotation of a GenBank genome assembly.
AUGUUCGCAGAAGUUGAAAACACGUUCCUUUAUUUCGCUUACGGAAGUAAUCUGCUUAAAAGAAGGAUUCACAUCAAUAACCCCUCAGCAAACUUCUUAGGAAUAGGACGUUUAGAGGACCAUCAGCUUGACUUUAUUAAAUAUUCUGAACAUUGGAGGGGAACUUCAGCCACUAUUGUACCUAACCCAGGAUCCCAUGUAUGGGGAGCAAUAUGGAGAUUACAUAAUGAUGACAUGCCUGCAUUAGACAAGCAAGAAGGUGUCGACUCCAAUUGGUAUUUUGCUAAAAAUGUAGACAUUAUACUACAGGAUGGCUCGCAAGCCAAUUGUAGAACUUAUCAACAAACAAUCAAUCCACCAGUUAGAAAAAACGGUGAAGAACUACCUGAAGAUCGCAGACCUUGUAUUACAUAUUUAGAUUGUAUUGUAAAUGGAGCAAUUGAAUGCAAAUUACCUGAAUAUUACAUUGAAGAACUCAAAAAAAUACCAAACAAUGGACAAGAGGCAUCUCCUAGCAUGAUUGAGAAACUAAACCGAACUUCAUAA